AUGCAUCGCUACACUUCCAGGGUGUUCGGGAACAAAACCAACCUGGUUGCAGAGCAACCUGAGCAAGACAGUGGAUUCUCGGCAGCAACUUUAUCUGUGAGAGCACAAAAGAAGAUCGCCAGUAAGCUGAGCACCAGGAAAACUACAAAGUUCUUCCUCAGUGAUGCAGUUGUUCGGGUAUUCGAUAGUUUUUACAAAGUUCUUCGGACAUAUUAUCCUAAAAAAGACUCAGAGAAGGUCGUGAAGAACAUAAUCAAACUGGCUGUUAAAAUGGCGCUAUUAGCGAGAAACGAUUUACUGUCGGAGGCGGACGUCGUCCGGUUAAUGAACGUUCAAAAACAGCUUCACAAUCUUACGUUGACAAUUAUUUCCUUUGUGCAGGUGCGGUACUCGUUUGAGCGGUCCUAUUUGAUCGAUUUGCUUAAGAAAAUGCAGUCUUCACUCACACCAUUGGUCUCGUUAAAAUUGUCAGAUAAAUCCACUCGACGAUUAGAGCAUGUUAUUGCGCAUUUAACUAACAUCGGAUUUCUCGAUAUCGUAUUCAAGGUUGAUGGACCACAUGCAGAAGUGUUAGCCGAAUUUAUCAGCGGAUUGGAAGACCUCGUCGAAAACAAGGAUUUAUAG
Molecule: messenger RNA, 624 nt
Organism: Necator americanus (New World hookworm)
Lineage: Eukaryota; Metazoa; Nematoda; Chromadorea; Rhabditida; Ancylostomatidae
Exons: 7
Coding region: 1-624 (207 amino acids)
Biological process (GO): regulation of apoptotic process
Cellular component (GO): cytoplasm
Source: RefSeq, a predicted model, not a curated record